AAAUAGGGUCACUAAAUUUUGCACACAACAUAAAUUUCAAAUACAAGAAUUUCAAGACACUCAUGGGAAGCCUUAAUCACAAACCAAUUAGGAGUUUGAAACUCGUUGGAUGUGGUAUUGUCUUUGGGGAGUUUAAUGCAAACAUUCUAAACUCCCUUCAAUGGUCGAAUCUUCAGGAAUUGUUCAUUGGCGACAACAUAAUCAGAGUUUUAGAAUCAGAUGCAUUUUCAAAUGUAAGUUCUCUCAAACUGUUGUACGUCUCAAACUUCAUGCAAUUUUCACCACAAUUCCUGGAGCCUCUUCAAGCAAGUUUAGAGGAACUUAUCAUCGAUAGCACAAUUCUUCACAACAUAGCAGACACAAAGUACAGGCA
This is a messenger RNA of Owenia fusiformis, 373 nucleotides long. NCBI's taxonomy places the organism in Eukaryota, Metazoa, Annelida, Polychaeta, Sabellida, Oweniidae. The record is from the annotation of a GenBank genome assembly.